This is a messenger RNA of Carassius auratus (goldfish), 1330 nucleotides long. RefSeq names its product pre-B-cell leukemia transcription factor 2-like. Gene Ontology annotation, cellular component: nucleus. Gene Ontology annotation, molecular function: DNA binding; DNA-binding transcription factor activity, RNA polymerase II-specific. Gene Ontology annotation, biological process: regulation of DNA-templated transcription. The record is from RefSeq and is a predicted model, not a curated record. Lineage: Eukaryota; Metazoa; Chordata; Actinopteri; Cypriniformes; Cyprinidae. The transcript is spliced from 7 exons. The coding region runs from base 7 to 939 and encodes 310 amino acids.
CUUUCUAUGAGAAAUGCUCAGGAGGAGGAGCCUCCAGACCCACAGCUCGUGCGAUUGGACAACAUGCUGCUGGCCGAAGGUGUGGCCGGUCCUGAAAAGGGGGGCGGAGCCGCUGCGGCGGUCUCUGCUGCGACCAGCUCUGGCGGGAUGUCACCUGACAGCUCACUGGAGCACUCCGACUAUAAAAGCAAGUUGAGCCAAAUUCGGAACAUUUACCACACAGAGCUGGAAAAAUACGAGCAGGCCUGCAGUGAGUUCACCACCCAUGUUAUGAACCUCCUGAGGGAGCAGUCUCGCACCCGUCCCGUAUCUCCGCGUGAGAUCGAGCGUAUGGUGGCCAUCAUCCACCGCAAGUUCAGCUCCAUCCAGACGCAGCUCAAACAGAGCACCUGUGAAGCGGUCAUGAUACUGCGCUCGCGCUUUCUGGACGCCAGGCGUAAACGGCGUAAUUUUAGCAAACAGGCCACAGAGGUCCUGAACGAGUAUUUCUAUUCCCAUCUCUCGAACCCGUACCCGAGCGAGGAGGCCAAAGAAGAGCUGGCCAAGCAGUGCGGUAUCACUAUGUCUCAGGUGUCCAACUGGUUUGGCAACAAGAGGAUUCGCUAUAAGAAGAACAUUGGGAAGUUCCAGGAAGAGGCCAAUCUGUAUGCCAUGAAGACGGCCUUAGGGGCGACACAGAGCGAGGAAUCCCCCCACACUCCAAACUCCACGGGCUCAGGGUCGUUCUCGCUGUCAGGGUCAGCUGACUGCUUCCUCGGAGUUCCUCCAAUGAACGGAGAGCAGCCGUCCUAUCACAUGGGGGCUCAGGACGCUCCAUCACGCUUCUCAGACAGACUCUAUAGUACCAGAGAGAGCCGGACUAAUGGUAACUGGCAGGAGCAGAACACGCCUCCCUCGGCCACUUCACCCGGCAGCGAUCACUCCGACAACUCUGACUGAUGAACUCCUGCCACCAGGACGAAAGAAUGAUGCUCACUCUUCUACCCUACUGCAGUUUUAGUUAUUCUCAUUUUUGUUUUUAGAAGCUCAUUAUCGGACUGAAAUACGAGCAGAGAUUUUCCGUGUAAAUCGUUCAUACAGCUGUUCUUAUGAAAAUUGGCGUAUUCCAUUCAAUACGGUAAUUUACAAAAUAAUGGGCCGUAUUCAUGAAGUAAACUGUUUGUAAAAUUGUAUUUUUUUAUUUUGCAUUGACUUCAAUGUGAGCAGAACUGAUUUCAGUCAAAAUGUCUUGUGUGUGUGUGUGUAUAUAUAUUAAUAUAUAUAUAUAUGAAUAGUUCAGAUGCAAAAGCCUCUAAGUGCCAUCUGAAAUUUUCAUCUAAAAUUAGUGCAG